AUGCAGUUGUCCAAGGUAAAGUGGAAGCAAAGAAGGGGGGCUUACCUGGGGUUAGUAGGGAGCACUGGCGAGGAGGAGAGGAGAGCGAACAGUGAGAGGUAUAAGGUAGCUAGGAAGGAGGCGAAGAUGGCAGUCACGGAGGCUAAGACUGCAGCUUUUGCUCGUCUGUAUGAGGAACUAGGGAACAAAGAUGUUGUUGGUCAGGUUGUGACCUAUGAAGAUGUUAAGACCUAUAAGCAAGGAGACGACCAAAGUGUCUUUAUUAAUGUUGUACUCGAGGAUGAUCAGAGGAACAGGAUUGUGGCAACCUUAUGGAGCGAACUUGUGGAUCAAAUUCAACUUCACUUGAAUGAAUCUACCGAUGAGCCUUUGAUUGUUGUUUUCCAGCAUAUGAAAACUCAAAAAUUUCGAGGUAAUUACUCUGUGCGUAGCUGUUGGUAUCAGACAAAGAUAUGGAUAAAUUCUACGUUGCCGCAGUCUAUUGACUUUAAAUCCAGAUUACUUGGAGCACGUCAAUCAAACAUUGAGCGAAUCACUCAAACAAGUUCGCAGCAAAGUUACUCUGUUAGAGAUGAGUUAGACAAAGGAAUUGUACUGUUUAAAACUAUUAGGGAUUUAGUUCAGUGCACGCAAGAAUGUAGCUAUUGGAUUGCGGCAAAAUUGGUUAAUUUGGAACUUGACCGGGGAUGGUUAUACUUGGCAUGCAACAAGUGUAGUCGAAAGGUUGAUAAAGUUGGAAAUAAAUACUUUUGUAAGAAUUGCAAUGAAGAAGAUAUUUCAUUUACUCACAGGUAUAGGCUUCAAGUUCGUGUUAUGGAUGGAACCGCUUUUAUCUCAUUGUUGCUUUGGAAUCGCGAAGCUAUGCAGCUUAUAGGGAAGUCCGCAAAAGAACUUAAGGAAAGAUUACUUGAGGUUAUUGUUAAGCAAGAGAAUAUUGAGUAUCAGGUCGAAGUCUUCAAAGUUCUUAAGCUUACUGAUGAUGAUGACCUUCUAAAGGAAUACAACCACAGUUUAUUCGAAGACAAUAUCACUGAUCUAAUGGCCGAAAGUCAGCUGAAGUCUGUUUUGCAAACUCCCAUUGAGAAAAGCUUAUCAGAAAGUGGAUCGUCGGUGUUAGAAGAUAGUGAUGCUUGCAAUGAAAAAAUAUCUCCUUUGAAGACGUAUGACAAGAAGACUAGAUCCGCUAAUAAGGCAUUAGCAGUAGGACCGGAAGAUGACUUCAAUUCUCUAACUCUCUAG
Molecule: messenger RNA, 1239 nt
Organism: Nicotiana attenuata
Lineage: Eukaryota; Viridiplantae; Streptophyta; Magnoliopsida; Solanales; Solanaceae
Product: replication protein A 70 kDa DNA-binding subunit A-like
Exons: 9
Coding region: 1-1239 (412 amino acids)
Biological process (GO): DNA recombination; DNA repair; DNA replication
Cellular component (GO): nucleus
Molecular function (GO): DNA binding
Source: RefSeq, a predicted model, not a curated record